Molecule: messenger RNA, 3162 nt
Organism: Hemiscyllium ocellatum (epaulette shark)
Lineage: Eukaryota; Metazoa; Chordata; Chondrichthyes; Orectolobiformes; Hemiscylliidae
Product: RNA-binding protein 4B-like
Exons: 6
Coding region: 684-1196 (170 amino acids)
Cellular component (GO): cytosol
Molecular function (GO): zinc ion binding; mRNA binding
Source: RefSeq, a predicted model, not a curated record
AUGAUCUGCUGAAUGGCUUAUCAGUCAUUGCUGAUGAAGGGCUUAUGCCCAAAAUGUCAAUUCUCCUGCUCCUCAGAUGCUACCUGUCCUGCUGUGCUUUUCCAGCACCACACUCUAGACUCUGAUCUCCAGCAUUUGCGGUCCUCACUUUCGCCUGAACUUUGUCUACAUCCCAACCUUAUACACAGCUUCCUGCUCUCAACAAUCACCUUCACCAGAGGAGCAAGUUCUGCCUUUUUGAUGUAGCAAAGAAGUUCAACUGAUAGCAAGCCAUGUAAGGAUAUGAUGACUCUUGGCGGCAUCUCGCACCGAAACCGUUGAAGCGGAUAUGACGGUGCGGCCACAGUGAUUGACAGCGCCUCCUCCAGCCAUAGCACGGGGACGACAUCGGCGGGACCAACAGGCUCAAGCGGAAGGGGCGGGCUCAGGCGGUACCGGUGAUUGACGUUCCAGCCUGCGCAAUGAUUGGACGCAAGCCGUUGGGGUGGGCGGUAACCAGCGGCAGCACGGAGCCGGAGAGGUCCGCCAUUUUUGUCUGUUGUUCGCUCGUUGGGGCUGAGGUACGCCCGCUCCGUUCUUCUCUCUGGUCGUGUUGACGUUCCUUUUGCGGUUGAUUUUUUUAAAAAAACAAUACGGGGGAAACGGGUACGGCGGGAAGAAGAAGAAGAAAAAAAUAAAGAAAAAUGGUGAAGAUUUUCGUGGGUAAUCUACCACGGCCAACCACCGCCGAUGAGAUCCGGGCCUUGUUCGAGAAGUACGGCACCGUGAGCGAGUGCGACCUGAUCAAGAAUUAUGGCUUUGUGCAUAUGAAGGAUCGGGAAGCAGCAAAGGAGGCGAUUGAGAACCUCCACCACUACAAGUUGCAUGGUGUCUCCAUUAAUGUGGAGGCAAGCAAGAGUGUGUCCAAGUCCUCGACGAAGUUGCACGUGGGUAAUGUUGCAUCUGGCUGCACCAGUCUGGAAUUGCAGGCCAAGUUUGAGGAGUAUGGAACCGUCUUAGAAUGCGAUAUUGUUAAGGACUACGCCUUUGUGCACAUGGAGAGAAGCGAAGAUGCCAUGGAGGCUAUCAGGGGGCUGGAUGGCACAGAAUUCAAAGGUUAUCGCUCAGAUCCUUUCUUGCGGGUCACAGCACACAGAGAGUUAAUACUGGUUUCUCCUGGCUGUUCUUGCAAGCUAAGGAUGUACAUUAUUCUCUGAUCUUCUAUGAGGGACACAGUGAAAACAUUCCUCAGAGCACAAGAGCAGAAUAUCGAUCCCAAUUAGCUCUCUGCUGUGAUGUGGACACCACAGAGACUUUGAGAGAAACUGGGUGAAGCUUAUCCAUCUGUGCUUGUACCUGGGUUGCUGAAUUCCUUAGUGGAGAAACUGGCUGAAAAUGAAAUAAGAGUUUGAAAAGGAAAAAGACAGGUGAUAUGGGCUAGUUAGAUACUUGUACUAACUUGUACAGCCAACAAGAAACUCAGGUUAAGGAUGGAAACCAGUAGUGACUGAAAGGAGCAGACAUAUCAUCAGGAGACAAUUAAUAAUGUCAAACUUGGGUUUUUAUUCUUAUGAAGGUGUUCGGAGAAAUGAAAACUGAGGGAAGAAAGCAACGUAGUUUUCAGGCUCUGCAAAAGGAUCAGCAAGAAAGAAAAGGGCUAGAUUUUCUGACAGUCUGUCACCCCUUAUUUCUGACAGGAGAGCACAUUUCUGAUGAGAGAAUUCAAUCUGGGCUCCUUCAGAAGAGCACAUCCAUCCUUCCAUUCUGACAGUUCUCUUAUAGUGCAGCACUGCUGGAAGAGAGCAAACCACUUCCCCUUUUCACAGAAGUCUGUGGGUCAGGAGCAGGAUAUGGGUGGGGAGGGAUGUGGAGGCAGAGCAGGGGAAGUUGGACUGAGCAGAAGAAGGGGCUAAUGUGGACCUUGUCCAAAGUAGGGGAAGAAGGGAAUGUGUCCAAAGUAAGGAUGGGCUGUGUCUGGUCUGGAGUGGGUGGAGAAGGUAACACAAGUCCCAUGGGGCGGAGACAAAUCAGCUCUGAACAAGGGAAAGGUGGUAGCAAAUCUGAGAAUGGGGUGUUUCAGGUCUUGGACAGAGAGAGAGGAAUGUAGUCAGGUUAGGGUCUGGAAAAUUGUAAAUAGUCUGGGAAACGGUGCAGUUGAGAGCCAAACAUGGUGUUAGUAUUUAAUUGUCUAACUUUUCUUGAGUAACUAUUUAUUUGGCUUCAGCAAACCCUCCGAGUUUUCCAGUUUAAAUUGAUGCUGUCAGAGGGCUCCAAGUGUAGAGGAAUUACUCAGCGGAAUCUUCAAUUUCCUUGAGAGUUUGCUAUAAUGGGAAUCCCACAGGGUUCCCAUGUACAUCUCCUUUGUGUGAUGUAGUAACAACUUUUGACACAACAGUAAAUCCAGGCCAGAGUGACACUAAAGAGUCCAGUUCUUUGCAGUUUACAAGGAUCAACAGAUUAAAGUCUGGAAUGCAACUCAUAGCAUCAAUAAAAUAAAGAGAGAAUGGAAAAGUUGGAAGUUACACAUUGGCGAUCAAAUACAUGUUGGUAUGAGCAUGUGAGAACUCCUGGCCUACACCCAGGUCAUGCGAUAACCGAGUACAACAGGACUCAACAUCUGGGGUUCCGGGGGUCGUUGUUCUCAAGUCAGGAGCAGGUCUGCUGUGCUCAGAAAUGGGACCGGGAACUCAGGCCCAGAGAAGUACCUGUGCCUGUGAUUUCUAUUGCUGCCCUUGCCUACACUCCCAUCACCCUUCAAGAUGGGAGGAAGAGAAUUAAAAAAGAAAAUAAAUUUAAAAAGCAAUGUGUUACUAUUAGAAGCAACAGCCCCCACUCCCUCGCCCAGCCUGAGGGGCUUUGGAGUAGUUGUACGAUGCACUGUAACUAAUGUGGAACAUCCAUAACUAAGUGUUUCUAUGACUGUAUUUGAAAUUAAUAAGUUACCUGCAGUUUUAAGUAAUGUUGCUUCUCCCCAUUAAAACAGCCAGAGAAAGCUGUAGAGAAUGAGAGCAAUAAGCCCAACACAGCUUUGCUGCUUAUACUAACCUGGCCCCUGGCAUUGCUCGAUCUCCUGAUUUCAGCAUACAGUGCUGGUUCACUUGCCGCCUCAUUGUUACGAGCUUUAAAUAAAAAUAAUUGCUGUUGGAAUUAUGUUUGGCAUGUCUAUUUGUAAAAUAAAAAGAA